This is a messenger RNA of Drosophila elegans, 1025 nucleotides long. RefSeq lists its product as uncharacterized. The record is from RefSeq and is a predicted model, not a curated record. Bases 170 to 898 code for a protein of 242 amino acids. The transcript is spliced from 2 exons. Lineage: Eukaryota; Metazoa; Arthropoda; Insecta; Diptera; Drosophilidae.
UGACGAUCCGAUAGUUUUUUGUUAUUGCGACGGAUAAACAAAGUCUACAUUUAUUUACUAUUUCUGAUACAAAAUUAAUAAAGCAAGACUUACAUUUAUAUAUUUGUUUUUUUUUUGUUUUUACCGGUGGUGUGAACAAUUUCCUAAGUAAAUAUAAGUAGUUAAGGACAUGAGUAUAAACUGGAUAAAGAUCACGGAAAGAGCCCGCGAGGGCAUCAAAAUCAUAAAUGCCCUGCCGUACGACACUUUCACCACAGUUUUGUGGUACACCCACCGGCAGAUGAGUCCCAGUGGAGCGUCUGGAGCGGCGACUAGUGCCACCAGUACGGUGGGCACCAGUGUCACGACCACCGGACGGGCGGACAGCAGUACCGAGGAGAAUCCCACCAGCAGCAGCGAGCCGGAGUACACCCUGGAGGAGCUGGAGCGACUGGUGGGCGUGCCGCGGUCUGACUUCCUGCUGCUGAUCAAGACCUUCUCCUACAUCCUGCGACGCAUCUCCACGUUCAUCAUCAAGCCCAGUCUGCUGCAGCGUGAGCUUCGCGAGAAACUCCAGCUGGAGGAUGAGGCCAAGAUCGAUGCCAUAUUGCGUCUGUGGGUGCGCGAGACGACGCCCAUUAUGAACAAUCUGGCCAGCAAGCGGUACGAAUCGAAUGUCAUCGAGGAUGUGGCCUGGAAGCUCAAUUUGGAGGUGUCCUCGCACUGCCAGCAACGGGAGAAGACACCGCUGGGCGUACUCCAGAUGAAAACGGGCGCUGGAGAGGAUAUCAACAUCGAGAUGACCCAUCCGGAACUAUUGGAGCUGUACAACCAGUUCGAGAACAUCCAGGGCGAGCUGGACGCCAUGCUAGCCAUGAAGGCUCAAGAUGCGGCAGUGACAGUUCCUGGCAAUCAGUAGUGGGACGCCAUGAAACACUUUCAGUGCCAAUUUAGUUGAUAAUCUAAUACCUGUUCAGAAAUAUGGACCUAAAAGUAUGCAAUACUAACACGAUAGUAGCCAAAUAUUAAACGCAUUUUAAAACAAA